This is a messenger RNA of Silurus meridionalis, 2666 nucleotides long. Its product is annotated as keratin, type II cytoskeletal 8-like. Bases 134 to 1795 code for a protein of 553 amino acids. Gene Ontology annotation, biological process: intermediate filament organization; keratinization. Gene Ontology annotation, molecular function: structural constituent of skin epidermis. The record is from RefSeq and is a predicted model, not a curated record. Lineage: Eukaryota; Metazoa; Chordata; Actinopteri; Siluriformes; Siluridae. The transcript is spliced from 9 exons. Gene Ontology annotation, cellular component: keratin filament.
CCAGCAGCAGAACAGCACACAGAGGGACUUCGACUCUCCUUUGUGAGCGACCUUCUCCUACUCCUCCACUCAGCUCUUCUGCAAGCUCUCGAGCACAUUCUCUAUCUUGCUUCUCCACCACAAGGAACCAACCAUGUCACAAACAAGAUCCUAUAGUAAAAAGUCCUACUCCAGCCAGUCGCUCUCUGCCAUGCCAGGCGGCUCCAGCCGAAUGAGCAUAGUGAGCACACGUCGCUCUGGUGUAGGCUCUGGGUUCGGUGGCGGCAGUGGUGGCGGCUAUGGCUUCAGCAGCAGCAGCAGCAUCGGAGGUGGUGGAGGAAUGGGUGGAGGCUAUGGGUUCAGCAGUGGUGCCGGUUUAGGCUUCGGCGGCGGUUCAGGCUUCGGCGGCGGUUCAGGCUUCGGCGGCGGUUCAGGCUUCGGCGGCGGUUCGGCCUACGGUGGCGGUUAUGGUGGUGGUUUUGGCGGUGGCUCCGGUGCAGGUGGCUUCGUUGCACCUUCCAUCACCGCCGUGACAGUGAACUCUAGCCUGCUGCAGCCACUCAACUUGGAGAUCGACCCCAACAUCCAGGUCGUUCGCACCCAGGAGAAAGAGCAGAUCAAGACCCUCAACAACCGCUUCGCUUCUUUCAUCGACAAGGUGCGCUUCCUGGAGCAGCAGAACAAAAUGUUGGAGACCAAGUGGAGCCUAAUGCAGGAACAGACCACCACUCGCUCCAACAUCGACGCCAUGUUUGAGGCCUACAUCGCCAACCUGCGCAGACAGCUGGACGGCCUGGGUAACGAGAAGGUCAAGCUGGAGGGAGAACUGAAAAACAUGCAGGUUCUCGUUGAGGACUUCAAGAGGAAGUAUGAGGAUGAGAUCAACAAGCGUGCCGCUGCAGAAAACGAGUUUGUCCUCCUGAAGAAGGAUGUUGAUGCAGCCUACAUGAACAAGAUUGAACUCGAGGCCAAGGUUGAUGCUCUUCAGGAUGAAAUUAACUUCCUCAGGGCAGUCUACGAAGCUGAGCUGCGUGAGCUGCAGUCUCAGAUCAAGGACACUUCAGUCAUUGUGGAGAUGGACAACAGCAGGAACCUGGACAUGGAUGCCAUUGUAAACGAAGUCCGCGCUCAGUAUGAGGAUAUCGCUAACCGCAGUCGUGCCGAGGCCGAGUCAUGGUACAAACAAAAGUAUGAAGAGCUGCAGUCCUCUGCUGGAAGUUAUGGUGAAGACUUGCGUUCCACCAAGUCUGAGAUUGCUGAGCUGAACAGAAUGAUCGCCCGCCUGCAGAACGAGAUUGAGGCCGUCAAGGGACAGCGUGCCAACCUGGAGGCUCAGAUCGCUGAGGCAGAGGAGCGUGGUGAGAUUGCAGUAAAGGACGCCAAACAACGCAUUAAGGAGCUGGAGGAUGCUCUCCAGAGAGCGAAGCAGGACAUGGCCAGGCAGGUGCGUGAGUACCAGGAGCUCAUGAACGUCAAGCUGGCUUUGGACAUCGAGAUCGCCACCUACAGGAAACUCCUGGAGGGAGAGGAGACCAGAAUCUCUACUGGUGGAGCUUCUGCCACCAUCCACGUGCAGCAGUCCUCUAGUGGAGGAUUCGGCUAUGGAAGUGGAGGAGGAAGCGGGUUUGGAGGCGGAUACGGAGGCGGAUUCGGCAGUGGAAUGGGAGGAGGCAUGGGCGGUGGUAUGGGUAUGGGCAGUGGAAUGGGCGUUAGCAUGAGCGGUGGUAUGGGCGGUGGCAUGAGCAGUGGCUUCGGCAGUGGCAGCAGCAUCAGCAGAACCUCUGUGAAAAGUGUUAGCAGCCAGAGGCGCUUCUAAGCAGAAGCUUCCCAACCUACAUUUCCUGCACCUUCACCAACACCACAUCAACGGUGCUAAAAUACUAGCGACUAGCCCAAUCUGAACCAUCCAACCCUUUCCUGAAUUGAUGUUUCUGUUUUUUUCACUAGAUAAAGAGAUAAGGAAGAUUUUUGGUGGGUAGAUGUUAAAUUCCAUGACACUUCCUCAGAAUCCUUUAAACCAAAUGUAGACUCGAAAGGAAACCUAGAAGAAUGUAAAGGGAAAUAUCGAUUCUCUUAAACCCUGCUGACAGUUCUUUAUUUUCUGCACUGAUAUAUUCUGGGGGAAAAGGAAGAAUAGAUAGAUAAAAAAGAAACAAAGUUUUAUGUGAAAACCGAAGCCACUGAAGCCAAAUGCAGAACAGGAAUGCGAGUGUUAAUGGGAGACAAGGGGGAGGUUUUCGAAAUCGUGUCCCGUCUUGAUUGAAGUUUUCCGCCACCACAAACCUGCUUCCAUUGAUCAACUACAAUACCUGUGUUGUGUAAUGAUGGAGGUGUAUGUUUACUCUGUGAGCAGAUCUGUGUUGGCAUGAACGCCAUCACCUCGGGGUUCCUCACGAUGAUCCUCUCCAUGCAGUCUCCUUUCCACUUGCUAAUUUGGCAGCUGUUUGCUAACUGACCAACUAAACAAGCUUUCAUUCUCCUCAAAGCCUCGACAUUGCUUCUAGAGUACAAUCGAGGAUUGCAAUCCCUCGCUCUCAGGCUGUCCAAAAUCUGUUUUCAGCUUUUUUUCCUCAGACCAAAAAAAUGCAAACAAUAAACAGACGAUAGGACCAGGUUUAUUGUGUGUUAAAAAAAAAAAAAGAUGCUGUAACAUCGAAAAUUGAACGCAAUAAAUCUGAGAACUAUAA